Molecule: messenger RNA, 6362 nt
Organism: Phyllopteryx taeniolatus (common seadragon)
Lineage: Eukaryota; Metazoa; Chordata; Actinopteri; Syngnathiformes; Syngnathidae
Gene: uvrag
Product: UV radiation resistance associated gene
Exons: 15
Coding region: 235-1689 (484 amino acids)
Biological process (GO): SNARE complex assembly
Cellular component (GO): phosphatidylinositol 3-kinase complex, class III, type II; lytic vacuole; endosome
Molecular function (GO): SNARE binding
Source: RefSeq, a predicted model, not a curated record
AGAAGCGUAGGCGUCACAGCGCUAAACCGUAUACGCAUUUCCGAACCGAGUGUAGCCAAAUAGCCGUUCCAGUACUUUGUUUACGUCUCGGUGGUUAGCUGACAGCUGUUGUAGCUUGUUACCUGCCCAAAACAGAUGCCUUGAGCCUUUCAAACUCGAAGCCGGGUGUCCGUGGAUGCUGACCAUGGACUGUUUUGUUGAUUGAGGGCGAGCCGCUCGGAUGCCGACAGGAGGAUGAGCUCCAUCACCGGUCGGGUUCUCGCCUCUGUUACCAACUCUGGAGCUUCAUCAUCCCGAGCCUUGCACGUCGAGCUCACAUCCCAGCAGAGGCGAUUGCGUCAUCUGCGGAGCAUUGCAGCAAGAAACAUCGUCAACAAAAAUGGUUCCCCACUACUGGACACAUACUUCACCCUCCAUCUCUGCAUAGGAGAUCGCAUCUCUAGUGAUUUUUACAAGAGCGAAGUCAUAUGUGACUCACUGAAUCCUACUUGGAGGAGUCUGGACUUUGGCAUGUUGCCGGACCUUCUGGACACCUCAGUGUCUUGCUUCGUGGUAAGGAUCUGGGGAGGACAGGAGGAACAGUACCAGCUCCUCAUAGAAUGGAAGGUUAAUCUGGAUGGCCUCAGAUACACAGGACAGCAGAUUCGAUCUAGGAAUACAAAUGAGAUCAUAUUCGGGUUGAAUGAUGGCUACUAUGCGGCUGACUUUGAUCACAAGGAUCAUUCGGAGCGGAAGAAAAAUAGUCUACUUCACGUUGACCAGAGCUCAGUCAGAAAUUCCUACAGUGUUUUCUCUUUGCUCAGGCUCCACACAGCCCAAAGAGCCAUCAAACAGACCCAAGUUACAGUGCAGAAGAUUGGGAAGGAGAUUGAGGAGAAGCUGAGAACCACAGCAAUGUGCACCGUGCGGAAAAAAGAGCGGGAGUGUAUGCAGCUGCGUUUAGCCGUGCUUCGGAGUGAACUGCAGCGGCAAAGGAAGGCUCUUGGCAGAGAAAUAGAUGUGCGGCAGAAAGACAUGGCGCAGCAUCAGAAAAAAGAGGAAGUGUAUGCUACUCAACAUGAAAGUCUGAAGGAUGAGAGAGAAUCCUUAACCAUGCUGCAUAAGGAAUGUACUGCCAAGAGAGAGCAGUUCCUGAAGUUCAGUGCCCAGCUCACGUUUCGCUGCCGCCAGCUUCUCUCUGAGCUUUCCUACAUUUAUCCCAUCGAUGUGGCAAAUCCACCAGAUUACAUUAUCUGCGGAGUGAAGCUGCCAAAUUCUGAAGACUUUCAAGCAAAGGAUGAUGGGAGUGUGGCAGUUGCCCUGGGCUAUACGGCACACUUGGUCAUGAUGAUCUCGUGCUUCCUGCAGAUCCCGCUUAGGUAUCCAGUCAUCCACAAGGGUUCACGUUCCUCAAUCAAAGACACAAUCACAGACAGACUCACUGAGAAGGAGAGAGAAUUCCCUUUGUACCCCCGAGGAGAGCGAUUUCAUUUUGAAUAUGGUGUCUACUUGCUCAACAAGAACAUCGCUCAGCUGAGAUAUCAACAUGGCUUGACCACCCCAGACCUGCAGCAAACACUUCCCAACCUGAAGAACUUUCUGGAACAUGGCUUGCUUGUCCGAUGGUGCAUCCAGGCUUUUGGAUCCCAGCAGAGAGAGAGAGAGAGAGAGAUUUCCAGGGAGGUGCUUGGGGCAAAGCACGUUUUAUAAAAAUCUGCCCAGCACGUAAAUAGUCCUCCCUGAAGAUUUACGAAAGGCUGGGGUCUCAUCAAUGAGAAGAUUGUCCUGCUGGCUCCACAAGCAGCUUUCGGAAUGGAAAGUGGCUGGUUAAAACAGAACAAAGACCCCAGUGCGUUUUCACACUAACAGCAUGCACAUUUACAUUCUGUGCAAAAUCGAAACCGUUUCAUGAGCUUUGUUGCCCGGUUGCUGGGAGCCAUUCACACCUGUGGACAAUUUAGAGUCUUCAAUUUACCGAAUACGUGUCGUUUGUUACUCAUAUUCAUCAUUCUAUUUUAAUCAUUUUCAUUCCAUUUUUAAGAAUGAUGAUGAUAUCACUUUCAGUUACUGUCUCUUAGUAAGGUGUGUGGCAAUCAUUUUGACCUAAAUGAUCAAAUAUGGUUCCUUUCCCUGUAAAGAGCCACGCAAAACUGAAAUGCAUAUGGUAUUCAGCAACAAAUCAGGCAGACAUUUGUCAAAACGUGGUUAAGAUUUGGUCCGGUGUUGGACUGUGAGUCGAGUUGUUCAUCUCAGAAUCAGAAUCAGAAUCAUCUUUAUUUGCCAAGUAUGUCCAAAACACACAAGGAAUUUGUCUCCGGUAGUUGGAGCCGCUCUAGUACAGCAGACAGUCAAUUUACAGAACACUUUGGAGACAUAAAGACAUUGACAAAAAACAAUUGUGCAAAAAAAUGCAGAGUCCUCUAGCACUUAGAGCAGUUCGAAUGACUAAUAUUGCAAUAGUCCGGUGCAACGACCACUGUGCAAAGGGCGCUGAGACUUCAAGGAGUGUAUGCAGUUUAAAGUGACGAGUAGUGCGAUAAUCUGGGACAAUGGUUGUGCAAAUGUUACAGAUACUCCUCAAUCAGUGUGCAAAUGGAGCAGAUGCUACUCUGGCAUGAGUGGCCAGUAUAUGCAAAUAGUGCAGCAUGGCGAGACAACUACAGUGAGUGCACGAGAAAUACAUAAUAGAGGUCAUUGCUGCUGUUUUAUAACUGUCCGAUGGUCAUUACUGCAUGGAUCCAGUAAUAAUUCUGCCAUGUUAUUUGUGCUAUUGUUCUGCAUGCGUACAUGUAAUUACUGUCGUUACUGCUCUAUGAGGAUUUGAGGAAGCAUGACUUUCAUGGGUUUUCUUGUUUCAUGGUCUGACUUGAGUUCACUGAUUUCAAAAGGAGUCAAAUAAUGUUUUCCCCCUAUUCUUACAGUGAGCUGCACUGCGCUGUAACUACAUAAAAUUACAGUGGCUUCUUUGGAGUUUCUGCACAUAAUUUUCAGUCCGCCCACGACUAAUUGGCAUUCAGUCAUGCCCUUAUUAUCUGUGUCCUUUCUGUUCUCUAUUAGAACUACGUGUCUCUAAAUGUUGAUGUGUCACACGACUAAGAAGGUGUGAAGAAAUGGUUUUGUAGUGUUUUGUGUCUGUCUCUUUUCUGAGUUCACCUCACCUUGGCAUUCAAACGACUUCAACUGAAUCCACAAGUGGUCUAUUCUCCACCGGGUUUCUGCCGUCAUGAGACCAGCAAUGCAGUUUUUGGAACAUUUUUAGGCAAGAACCGAGCCAGGAAUCCUAUGAGCUCUAAUAGAUUUGACGUAAUGCUGCUGGCUCUGUAAUUGCUAUCAAACACGUUUGGUUCUUGGCCUUAAAUCACUUAUUUCUACCAUAGUGACUGCAUUUCCAGAUUACAGCAAUUAUCUCAGUUAGUGUUGUCUUAAUCAUGGGCAGCAAGACUAAAGGGCUCAUCAAACUUUUUGCUUGGAGGGAUCCUUCCAAAAUGGAUGUAUCAAAGGGAAUGCGAGACUCCUUAAUUGUGUUGAUGUAGCACACAAUGGAACGAUCUAGGGAGUGUGCAUCACUAGCCCCUAUUUACAUGUCUUGUUUUGGGCAGGGAGUGUUGCACUUCUGUUUUGCCACGCAUGGAAGCAUGACGUUGCAUAAGAAUGUGACCUGAUGCCGGAAACCGGAGUGCCCGGAGAGGACAUGUAAACUCCACACAGGUGAGGCCGGGAAUUGAACCCCUGUCCUCAGAACUGUGAGGCAGAUGCGCUAACCUGACCCUCACCGUGCCGCCAAGUGACAAUUUGACCUUCCAAGUGAUUAUUCCUUUUUCAUUUUUUUUCCUAUUGGAAAUGAACAGCUACAAAUUCAAACAAACCAAAGGUCAACCAGCAUCUCAGAAAAAAAUGUUGACCUUAGAGGGUCUACCAUAACUUUUUGAGGUUUAUUUUAAUGUGUUUUUUUUUUUUUUGCUCUGAGAGCACCAGAUGGUCAACAGUUGAUGUUUUAGGAGUUUUAGGAGAGGAAUUUUCGAGCCCAUCAGUGUACAUUUGACACAGUAUUAUGUUCAUAGUACAUUAGUGUUGAUGAACUCACAGGAACCUUUGGGAAUUUGUUCACUGCUGUUUUUCCUUUUAUGGGCAGACUUCCAUGGCAAAAACACAAUUAAUUUGGGGACUUUCCCAAACUAUGACACUACUUUUUCCCUCGCUACUUCCACCCAAUUUCUCUAUUUCUUUUUAAUUAAAAUGUCAUGUUGAUAUGAAGUCAGUGUCUUAGGACGAAUAAUUUUAUUUGCAUGUGCCAGUAUAUUAUGGGUAUGUUAAAAUGUUUCAGUUCACUAGAACACAUCAAGAUAACUUUGUUAAAGUUACAGGUAGAUGUAAUUGAUUGUAUGGUAAUUUUUGUAGCAAAAUUAUAGCACAUUUGUUGAAAUUUGAGCAAUUCAUAAAGUAUGUCAUUGCAGGAAGAGAACAUUUACAAAACAUGACUUUUUUAUGAUAGGCCUACGACUACUAUAGGCCACAGUAUACAAAUAGAAAACUGCUCAGAAAAUGAUGAUCUAUUCCAUCUGCUUGCAAUCUAUUUUCUGACAUCUAACACAUAUGUUUAAAUCAAAUCAUAAAACCACAGUAGAGUACCAAGAUGUGCAUACGGUCACCAGGGCAACAAUGUUUGUUGGGCCUGCUGCUUCUAAUCGCGAUGGCCGCUCGGAACCUUCAGCAUGGUUUCUGUUACUUGCUCAAGUCGUGUGAUGAAUGCCGCCGAAGCCCUCGGCUGCCAGGAAGUCAGACGGAUAGUCUGGUAAGCCUGCUUACUCGGACCGGUUUCCUUGUUUUUUAUGAUAAAGCGGGCAGUGUUCUUAUCACUGCACAUUUUUCAGAGCUGUGUUGGAGACAAAGUCCACAUACUCCCCUAUUGUGUGUGGGGAGGAUUAUUUUUGCUGCAAGCUUUCCAUGUUAUUGUAGAGGGCCUCGAGGUCCAGUUUCUCAACAAGACCAAGAGACAUGCAAGGCCUCUGUUUUGAAGACCCUCCCAGAAUUCUGUCCCACCGCUUUGCCGCCUUGCUGGCUUACCAGAGCAGUGUGGGUUCACUCCCAACACGUCCAUCGACAGCAUUCACAAAGGUUUUUUUGCACUCGAUGGAGCUCUGUCAGGAUGCUAAUAAAGGUUUGGGGGAUCUCACGGAAGAUUGCGGAACUCGUAGUUCUGCUUCACUUUACAAGUUCGUAACGGUGUCACUGACCUUCCCAGGUUGAUUUUCUGAAUCAACCUGGGAAGGUCAGUGACAUAUAGAAUAUUUUGUCAGGAAUGCCUUCUUAAUGCCACAUUGUUCAAUUCCUGAAUGGAUUGGGUGUGGUGUUAUGCUGGCAGGUCUGUGACUGUCGGUGACGAGAGAUCCACCAACCUUAACUUUCACGGUUCACUCCUUCGACUUCCGUUCACUUCCCACUCAGAGACCGAGUGAAUAUAGUGUAAGUGUGAUUGCUUGUCUGUCUCUGUGCCCUGUGAUUGACUGGUGUCCAGACCAUGGUGCAGUCUGUCUUUCGCCCAAUCAGAAUACACAGUAUAGCAAUUUGGAUGAAUGGGUGGACCAUUUAGUAAUAUUUGUUUGAGUCAAUGCUUGUCCUUGUUGCACUGAAAGCCGGUCUCGGGAGUCAGAGUGUCUCGGACUACAUGUGACCUGGUUAAGUGCCAAAAUCCAGGUUGACCUUUUGGUUACUGUUUCUAGCACUAUGUUAGUGAUUGGGUGUUUGGUUAACAGAUGAAGAGUUCUAGUAUUUCUGGUUUUGGUUUUAUGGUUGCUAGACCUUAGAUGUGGACUGGACUCCUUUGAGGAAAAUGCCCAUGUACAGAUGGCACAACUUUGUGUCAAAUAAUCAUCUUCUUGAGGGGACCAAAAUGGACCUUGUAUCGAUUGCAAACUAAGACCAUGUGGCAUGCUUUCUGAGAAUCUGACUUGAUGCAAAGACUUCCAGCCUUGUUAACAAAUAACCGGAACCAGUUUGACCUUCCUUUAGCAGCUUGCAUCAAAGUAUAUCACAAACAAAUACUUUUUAUUCUGGGGAAAUCUUUUUAAUUUUGAGUUGGGCAUUUUGUAGUCAUUUUUCUCAUGUUUAUCGAACAUUUUCACAGUGCAGUACCAUCAUUAUUAAAAACAACAACCCAGUCUUAUAAAAGUCCCUCUUUCAUUAUGUGUCUUUAAUUUCCAGACAUUGCAACACUGGCCACGGGCCAUUCAUUCUGUUUCAAAUCCUUGGCCUUAAAGUGGCCUUAAAAUUCGUCCAUAAAGGACGAAUUUAGCUGCAACGUGGUAGCAACACUAAAGCCUUGGAACCAGUUACAUUUUGGACUUGAAUCUUUUAAUCCAGAAAUGAAUAAAAUGUCUCCCACA